Messenger RNA from Phytophthora infestans T30-4, 789 nucleotides. RefSeq lists its product as uncharacterized. NCBI's taxonomy places the organism in Eukaryota, Oomycota, Peronosporomycetes, Peronosporales, Peronosporaceae. The transcript has 2 exons. Bases 11 to 718 code for a protein of 235 amino acids. The record is from RefSeq and is a predicted model, not a curated record. Gene Ontology annotation, cellular component: mitochondrial matrix.
AUCUUCCAGCAUGUUCGCUCGAGUCGCUCGCGUCGCCUCGCUCACUGCCGUACGCCGUACGCCCUCCAUGGGGCUGCGUGCGUUGCAGACUCGCGAGAAGGGAUCGUUGUCUACUUUUCUCAAGCGCGAGAUCGAGGAGGAGAAGGCCAACUGCUUCGAAGAGGAGGAGCUGGAGAACCUGCGUCUUAAGGUCGAGAAGGCUUUCACGCUGCAGGAGACUCCUGGCUGCAUGGAGAUCGUUCUUAAGGGCUCUGUGGGUGCCGAGUCGAUCAAGAUCAAGUUCAACGCUCAAGACACCGUCGAACUCGAGGAAGAGGAGGAAUAUGAUGACGAGGACGAAGACGAGAGCAAUGACACGGACGAGGACUACGACGAAGACGAGGAGGAGGAGGACGAGCUCCCCGGUAUCCGCUUCACGGCCGACAUCACGCGCGACGAUAAGGGCAUGCAGUUCGACUGCGUGGCCAGCAGCAACCUUACGGUGGAGCGCUUGCGCUAUCUGGACGACUUUGCCAAGAACGCCGAGGACGAGACGCUGUACUUUGGCCCCAACUUCAUCGACCUGGAGCUGGACGUGCAGGACCAAUUCUACAGCUACCUGGCCGAGCGCAACAUCGACGACGAGUUGGCGCAGUUUAUCACGCAGUUCGCCGACUACAAGGAGCAGCGCGAGUACUUGGCCUUCCUGGAGGACACAGAGACGUUCAUCAAGCACUAAAACACACACACACGUUCGAGAGUGUAUUGUUGCAUAAGUACAGGUGACCAAAUCAACCGUUUAAAAGCCGC